GAAGAUUGCGACCUGCUGACACUCCACAAGCCUCCAUCAUGCCUCAGAAGAGCAAAAAAGACAAGGACUCCACAAAGUCUGGAAAGGCAAAAAAAUCUGCAAGUGAAAAUGAGCCUGCAAGUGAUGAUGCUUCCAAUAAAAAAGUACCUCCCACCACUCAGCUGAUGAGGAUAAAGCAGCCGGGGUCACACACGGCUGUGAGGAGGGAGAAGAGGUUCAGCUCUUCGUGCUUUGCCCUCAGCACCAACAGAGAGCUGCACAAACUGGAUGCUCUCGCAGAUGUGGCCCCAGCCGAGCAGGAGAAGCUCUUCAUCCAAAAGCUGCGGCAGUGCUGCGUCCUCUUCGACUUCCUGUCGGACCCGCUGAGUGACCUGAAAUGGAAGGAGGUGAAGCGGGCGGCGCUCAGCGAGAUGGUGGAGUACAUCACCCACAAUAGGAAUGUCAUCACGGAGCCCAUCUACCCGGAGGUGGUUCACAUGUUUGCAGUGAACAUGUUUCGAACACUGCCUCCUUCGUCCAAUCCGACGGGAGCUGAAUUUGAUCCCGAGGAGGACGAGCCGACACUCGAGGCGGCGUGGCCACACCUCCAGCUGGUCUACGAAUUUUUCCUUAGGUUUUUAGAAUCGCCCGACUUUCAGCCCAACAUAGCAAAGAAAUACAUUGACCAGAAAUUUGUUAUGCAGCUUCUAGAACUAUUUGACAGCGAAGAUCCCAGAGAGCGAGACUUCCUCAAAACGACUCUUCACAGGAUCUACGGGAAGUUCCUCGGGCUGAGAGCUUACAUCCGAAAGCAGAUCAACAACAUUUUCUAUAGGUUUAUCUAUGAGACGGAGCAUCACAAUGGUAUUGCUGAACUACUGGAAAUACUUGGAAGCAUUAUCAACGGAUUUGCCUUACCGCUAAAAGAAGAGCACAAGAUUUUCCUGUUGAAGGUUUUGUUACCUCUACACAAAGUGAAGUCACUCAGUGUCUACCAUCCGCAGUUGGCUUACUGUGUGGUGCAGUUUUUGGAAAAGGACAGCACUCUAACUGAGCCGGUGGUCAUGGCGCUCCUCAAGUAUUGGCCAAAGACUCACAGUCCCAAGGAAGUGAUGUUCCUCAACGAACUAGAGGAGAUUCUGGACGUCAUCGAGCCGUCUGAGUUUGUGAAAGUGCAGGAGCCUCUCUUCCGCCAGCUGGCCAAAUGCGUGUCCAGCCCGCAUUUCCAGGUGGCCGAGCGAGCGCUGUACUACUGGAAUAACGAGUACAUCAUGAGUCUGAUCAGCGACAACGCAGCCAAGAUUCUCCCGAUCAUGUUCCCCGCUCUGUACCGCAACUCCAAGACCCACUGGAACAAGACCAUCCACGGCCUCAUCUACAAUGCUCUGAAGCUUUUCAUGGAGAUGAAUCAGAAGCUCUUUGACGACUGCACACAGCAAUUCCGAGCCGAGAAAAACAAAGAGAAGGCCAAGUCGAAGGAGCGCGAAGAAGCUUGGAUCAAGAUCGAGAACCUCGCCAAGUCCAAUCCGCAGUUCUCUGUGCUUGUUGAUCCCUCUGACUUCAAUAGUCCAGUAGCAAUGGAGACGGAUGUUCCUUUGAUAGAAGAUGUUCAGAGGUUAAAAAAGACAGUUGAAGAAGGCGCAACUCAGCCACUGCACGGCCAGUGGAAGGAACGGCCCAUGGUGCGGCGCAAAUCUGAGUUGCCUCAGGACAUCUACACCACAAAAGCCUUGGAGACCCACCGCAGAGCUGAAGACAUGUUGACCGCCCGCGACGGACUCUAGAUCCAACUGCCCCUCCACGGCCAUGGACACCCUGUCACCCAUCCAUCGUUUGUUGUUGUCACUGUGUUUUUUUGUUUUGUUUUUUGUUUUUAAACCCAUGUCCUUAGUUCUCUUUCAUUCCGGCAGCCCCUUUGGGUGCAGCACACUAGACCUGUGACCAUUACAGAAGCUCCGUAUUCAGAUUUCUGCUUUCUCAGGUUCUUUUUUUUUUUUUUUUUUUUUUUUUUUUUUGGAGAAGGACGUCCAUUUGUGUCCAUGUGUCUUUUAGCCCACGGAGUUGCUUCAGUGUCGUUCCCUCCCGCCACCUCCGUUGCCCCUCUCACGCUUAACUGUGGAACCUAGGGGGAAAAAAAAAAAGCAAUGAUGAUACGGCGACAGGUUCCCAUAUAUACUUUGUCGGGAUGUGGAGCUGCAGGAAGAGUUGAAUGGAUUUUUAUUCUCCAACGCACGGAAGGCAAGAAAGGUCAAAGGAAAGAUGACGCUUUCCUGUUGUCAGUUUUUCUUUAGUCUUUUAAUGGACAGCUUGUCAGUGCCAAGACUGUUGUGUGUUUUUCUUAUUAAUCUCCGAUUCAAACUGGGGCACUUGCCUUUGGUUUUGGUCAUUAGUGGGUUUUCUUUUUGUUUCUUUCUUUUUAGUGUAGCACACUUAACGACCAAACUCAGGCCUGUCAGUCGCCUUGCAAUGUCCAGGUAGGCAGCGAGGAAAGAUGAUGGUGUCCUGUGGACAUCCGUCACUUUCCGUUGUUUUUUUGUUUCUCUUUCUUUUCCAUGUGCCAUUUUGCCGCUGUUUAUGUACGCUUGAUUCGUUGUGUUCAUAGGCGAAGUUUGAAAACCGGUCGACCGUCUUGCCCACUCAGUUCAAACAAUGGUACUGCUGAAUGUGACUUCAGAUAGAUCCCUGUACGUUUGGACAAACGAGUCAAAUAUCUCCACAAUUGACUGAUAAAAUCUUCUAAUUUAUUAAAAUCAAGCUCUAGGAACUUAGCUAAGUAUAGAUGCACUUAAUACUAAAAUAGAAAUACCAAAAAUCCCUCUCGUCAAGCUCUGUUUGCUUUACCACCGUUUGUCCAUUAGAGAAUCAGUACUGUUGUUUCAACUAACGCGUCAGGCGUGUUCUGAUUUCGUCAUAUUUGAUGUGCUAGUUGUCUCGUCCCUGGAGGUGAAAUAGUUGGGCUGUCCCAGCCCAAAAAGGGGGCCAUGCUGAACAGUGAACUGACAUUGUGACUUGGCUCGUUUAACUGUAUUUAAUACUGUAUUUGCUUGAAUGCAAAAAGUUGUAAAUUCAAAAGUACCAUGUUAAACAUGUACCUUUUACUCCGGAGGAAUGCCAUUCAACCAAACUUGAUUUUUUUUUUUUUUUUUCCUCGUUUCUAAAAAAAAAAAAAAAAAUAACCCAUGCUUGCUGGGAAAGAUGAUCUUUUAUGGGUUUUAUGAGUUACUUUUAGUGCAUACAGAAGGUCCUUUUGGACAAAGAGAGGUGAAUAAAAAUCUAUUUGUUGGCUUGUCUUUUUGCAGAUCUUUUCAUUUUAACAUUUUAUUUCUAAAACAUAACUUAAGUGUCCUUUUGUAUGUGACUUGUACCAUAUGGAUUCAUUUAAUAUUGUAUAUAUGAUUUACCUUGUUUCAUGUAGUGUGAUAUAUCUAGAUCAAUUUUGUACAAAUUGUCCUUCUGUACAGAAUAAAACCUCCAUAGCAAGUGAAAACGUCAA
Syngnathus acus (greater pipefish) is the source of this 3472-nucleotide messenger RNA. RefSeq names its product protein phosphatase 2, regulatory subunit B', gamma a (gene ppp2r5ca). Gene Ontology annotation, cellular component: cytosol; protein phosphatase type 2A complex; nucleus. The record is from RefSeq and is a predicted model, not a curated record. Gene Ontology annotation, molecular function: protein phosphatase activator activity. The coding region runs from base 39 to 1763 and encodes 574 amino acids. The transcript is spliced from 16 exons. Gene Ontology annotation, biological process: signal transduction; protein dephosphorylation. Lineage: Eukaryota; Metazoa; Chordata; Actinopteri; Syngnathiformes; Syngnathidae.